GUGGAACAAUCUUGGACUCACCCAUUUCCGAUAUCUAAUUGUAAUUUUCCUCAUGACUUUUCCGUUGUUAAAAGCGACUGUAAUGUCUGGUUUGAGAGACUUCAGCAAACAUUUAUUUCAAAAACUAAGCAGCCGUGAUUCCCAAAGAAAUCGUGUGCUGUCGCCUUUGCCCUUAGCUGCUGGAUUAGUUUUACUACGCUAUGAUGGUAAUCCACUAAGUGCAUUAGAAAUAGGUGAAGCUUUGGAGUUGAUACAUGAACCUAUUGAAAAAAUAGUAGAAACUUAUACAAUUGUAUAUGACAAAAUGAACAAUAACUCCUUAAUUUCUACAUCAAAUCAUGUAUCAAUACGUAUAAAUGGACAAGAACAUAUAGGUAGUAACAUGACGAUAGGUGAAAUUAUCGAUCAAUGGAGAAGUUUUCAUGUAUGCUAUAAAGCUAUACAGGUAGCAGUAGCUAACGAAAAACCGGAAAUACAUCUGUUUUCGUAUGCUAAUUAUCAGAAUAAAUUUCAUUAUGAGGUUUCCAUAGGUGAAGCAUUACGUUUCGUCGAUAUUAAUGGGAAUGGAAGAACAAUGACAUCGUUACAACAGAUAGCAAUAUUGCGCUUUGGAGUCAUUGGCCCUUUAAAAGCUACAGUCGUUGAAGUGCCUACCAGUGAUGAAGACACUUUGUUGUAUAUUAUAUAUCCUUUUAAAUCCGAAAAAGGUAUACUUGAAGUAGAAAAAAACUUACGAAAAUUUCCUUUCAGCGUUAUUAAAACAUAUUUAAAAAAUACUAAACUAAUUUUGAUACUGCCAAAAAUCGAAUUGAGAGCACAAGUACCGUUAAAGCAAACAUUAAAAUCUAUGGGCAUGCGGCAAAUGUUUAAUGAUAUGUGUAAUCAUAUAGAAGGAGUUCCGGUAAAAGUUAUGAAAAUCUUAUCAGCAGCUUCCUUUGUUAUGGAUGAAAACAGUGAAGGAGUUAAACAUCCUAUCAGUGAAGACGCACAACUUGUUGCUAAACUUCCAAAACUUAUAGUAAAACAUCCAUUUAUAUUUUAUGUUACAUCUAAAGAACAUGAGAUAUAUUUUGAGGGAAAAAUUACCAAACAAGUUGGGUAAAAAUGUUAACGAACAACUGUCUAGAAAUAUAUAUA
Lucilia sericata (common green bottle fly) is the source of this 1137-nucleotide messenger RNA. RefSeq names its product serpin B8-like. The coding region runs from base 53 to 1102 and encodes 349 amino acids. The record is from RefSeq and is a predicted model, not a curated record. Lineage: Eukaryota; Metazoa; Arthropoda; Insecta; Diptera; Calliphoridae. Gene Ontology annotation, molecular function: serine-type endopeptidase inhibitor activity. The transcript is spliced from 4 exons.